Molecule: messenger RNA, 1194 nt
Organism: Larimichthys crocea (large yellow croaker)
Lineage: Eukaryota; Metazoa; Chordata; Actinopteri; Sciaenidae
Product: serine hydrolase-like protein
Exons: 12
Coding region: 68-997 (309 amino acids)
Cellular component (GO): membrane
Source: RefSeq, a predicted model, not a curated record
GUUUGUUUGGAGACUUCACGGAGUGUUUGACACGUGUCACAUCAGCUGCAAUGACUAACGAAGACUGAUGGCCGUGUUGCGUUCAGGUGCAGAGCUCUCUGUCCCGGUCCCCUGGGGUCAGAUCAGGGGGAAGGUCUGGGGUCCUGAUCACGGUCGUCCUGUGCUGUGUGUGCACGGCUGGGCUGAUAACUGUGGUGCAUUCAAGGCCCUCAUUCCCCUGCUGCCCAAAGAGUUCAGGUUCGUGGCGUUGGACCUGCCGGGUCACGGCCUGUCGUCACAUCGUCCUCCCGGAGUUUUCUACUCUUUCCCGGCGUACGUGGCGGAUGUUCGCCGAGUCGUUGACGCUCUGCAGCUGAGGAGGUUUUCCAUCAUCGGUCACAGUAUGGGUGGUGAGAUCGCUGCAUUAUUCACCGCUCUCUAUCCUGACAUGGUGGACGCUCUCGUACUUCUGGACUCUUUCGGGUUUCUACCUACAGAUACAGAAGAAGUAUCCAGACUGAUGAGGCAGGGCAUGGACGAGAUGCUUCAGUUUGAAAAGAAGACGGAGGAGAAGAGAAGAGUUUACAGUUAUGAGACGGCAGUUCAGAGGCUGUCGGCUGCUAACCCGACUCUGUCUGAACGGUCUGUUCACGUCCUUUCAGAACGAGGUCUGCUUCAGACCGAAGGAGGAUUCGUGUUCUCCAGAGACCUGCGAGUUAAUUUUAAAAACAUCGUGCGCCUCAGUUUGGAGCAGAGUCUGGACCUGCAGUCGAGGAUUCAAGCGUCUGUUUUAAUCAUUCUAGCAGCAGGCGGCUCUGAUCGAAUGCUUUCUGAACCAGCUCAGAACAAAUUCACCUCGACACUUCGUCAGUGUUUGCAGGAUAAAAAGUACACGGUGGUGACCGUGCCGGGCGAUCAUCACGUUCAUCUGAAUGAUCCUGAAGCCGUCGCUCCGUUUGUGUCAAACUUCCUGCGAACCAAAGUUCUCUCACGUCCAACCGGAGAACACAAGUUAUAACUGAAGACACACACUUCCAUUUCCCAUGAAGAUCUUAAUGUGGCGUUAGGCGCUGAGGGACCGAGAACAAGUUUGAUGCGUGGGAUUCAUUACAAGACGUUAAGAACAAGUUCUUAUUUACAGUGAUCAGCUGUCGUUGAGUCUUUAACAGAGUGAUGAUCUUUGCUCGGCUUCAUAGAGCCGAUCGUGUUUCAAAC